CCCACACAGCCACAUAAACACACCAGCCUCCCACAGGCCCCCAGCCCUGUCCUCCCCCCACACAGCCACAUAAACACACCAGCCUCCCCACAGGCCCCCAGCCCUGUCCUCCCCCCACACAGCCACAAGAACAACAGACCGAGGAGGAGGCAGGAACGGUCAAGAUGGAGGUGUUGACCCACGGCUGCCGAGGAGCCUAUCAGCUUCCACCGUCCGUCCCGCAGGUGGAGACUAAACCAGAGGUCGCAGAGAAGUCGAGUCCCGUCCAUUACCCAUCAUGCACCACGGCAAGCUCCGAGCGACCGGCCUUUAGACCCAGCCCCGACACACACGCAUCCUCUCCUCCCCCUCUCUCUCCCUGUCCUCCCUCUCCCUCCCCUCUAAACAUCGUCCCUGAUGACCCCAUGGCUGGUCUGAUGACGCUGUUGGCUGCCAGUCAGAUGCCCCAGGCUGCCCCCCCUGCCCUACCCACCCUGCCCCAGACAGAGGCCUCCUCGCUGGGGAGAGACGUGGCCAGUCCUGGGUGUCUGGAGGUCUGGGCUCUGGAGGGGAUGACUCUACUCAGCGACAUGGCCUCACUAGAGAUGGAUCGGAUACAGCUGGAGCAGGGUGAGGUGUUGUGUGGUCUUGACCGCCUGUUAGAGGCAGGUAGAAAGGUGUUGCUGGAGGCCAUUGAGAGCCAGUCUCACAUCAACCUCCCCAGACAACUACACCCCAGCAAGACCUACAGCUGGAGGAUGAGGACAGACCCACAAGAGCAGCUCUUCAGUAAGCUGUGUGUGGAGGUGUGUGAUGGAGGGGAGUCUCAGCAUCGGAUGAGAUUAGCGGAGCUACAGAGGCAGUACAAGGACAAACAGAGACAACUGGACCGGCUGCAGAGGCGCUCUGACACCCAAGAGGUUCAGCAGCAGGAGGAGGAGGCGGAGUCUAACCAGACGUGGGCGGGGCCGACCGAGGAAGAGGAAACGUGUAGCGACGCCCCUGGCAAGAUGGAGUCCCGGACAGGGAAGUAA
Molecule: messenger RNA, 1013 nt
Organism: Oncorhynchus gorbuscha (pink salmon)
Lineage: Eukaryota; Metazoa; Chordata; Actinopteri; Salmoniformes; Salmonidae
Product: trinucleotide repeat-containing gene 18 protein-like
Exons: 4
Coding region: 165-1013 (282 amino acids)
Source: RefSeq, a predicted model, not a curated record